UUUAAAAGAUACCGCAGGAGACCUUUUCUUUCUCUUUAUCUUUCUGUCUUCCAAGACUCCAGGAAAAACAGCUUCCAUGGCACAUUUUGUGCAGGGCACAACUAGAAUGAGUGCUGCAGAAGGUUCUACGGAGCAUGCAGAGUGUGAUCAAUCAUCAAGCAGAAAUAACUUGACAAAUUCUCUUGAACAAAAGAUAAGGUGCUUGGAAAAACAGAGAAAAGAGCUCCUGGAAGUUAACCAGCAAUGGGAUCAGCAAUUUAGAAGUAUGAAAGAGUUAUAUGAAAGAAAGGUCGCCGAGCUGAAAACGAAACUGGACGCCGCAGAAAGAGUCCUCAGCACGCAGGAGAAGGAGCGCCAGCAGAGUCAGAGCGCGAGCGAGCGGCUGCGCGACCGGACCCGCGAGCGGCUGCAGCGCCAGGAGAAGGAAAAGGAGAGCCUAAAUGAAGAAUUACAUGAAUUGAAGAAAGAAAAUAAGUAUUUGAAGGAAAAAAAUGCUCUUGUGAACAAAAAGAAGGAACAUUAUGAAUGUGAAAUAAAACGCCUCAAUAAGGCUCUUCAAGAUGCCUUGAAAAUCGAGUGUUCUUCAUUUCCUGAGGACUGUUUGGGAGAGUCUGAAAUGGAGUGCAGGCAUGUGGAGAUGCGAACAGAAAUGGAAGUUCUCAAACAGCAGGUGCAAAUAUAUGAAGAAGACUUCAAAAAGGAGCGAUCAGACCGAGAAAGACUUAAUCAAGAGAAAGAAGAGCUACAGCAAAUUAAUCAAACUUCUCAAUCCCAGUUGAACAGGCUGAAUUCUCAGAUAAAAGCUUGUCAGCUGGAGAAAGAAAAACUCGAAAAGCAAUUAAAACAGAUGUUCCCGAUGUGUAACUGUGGCUCGAAUUCCCACCUGCGGAAUCUACAUGCACCAGCAGGCCCCGGGGCUGCACAGGAUCAACAGAAGCUCCCACCAGACUAUCAGUGGUAUGCUCCUGACCAGUUUCCUCCAGAUGUGCAGCACAAGGCGAAUGCUCACUGUGGCUUGUCUGGGAAGAGGGCUGAUCAUGGCCAGGGGACUGGAGAAAGAAAUUCCUUAUUCAGACAUCUACGUGUUUUUGAUUUCUAUUUCUGCUCUUCUAGCUUCCAAAGCUGAUGCUAUCUCAAGGUUCAAGCCAGUUCAUAAAAAUUGGCAAAAGCUCUUAGAUCACCCUCAUCAAAAAAAAUCUCUCAUGUGCCAUUAUUUAAUUUCAGUGGUGAUUCUUCUUAUUUUUUAUGUCAUUUAAUUGGAAAGAUCUUUUUGAUUUGUAGGUCCAAUGCAGUUGCUCAGAAUUCUUAAAAGUAACUUUGUGGUAUUGUUAAAUAGGAGUUUAGAAAUCUUUUUAUUAUACAGACAUUUUUGUUAUGAUAUUACUCACUGACUUAUUAUUUGGCUAAUAUGUUUAUCUUUCACUAUUCAGGAAUAUACUGCUAGUCAGCAUACCCUGUGUUUUGGGCUAUAAAUACCCAAACUCAAACAAUGGAAGAAAAAAUGAGUGGAAAAAUUAGGCUCAGUGUUUGUUAAAUUAUAAACAGGAAGUAUUUUUAAAACUCAUAAAUUUUACUCAUAUAAUAAGUACUGAGGUAUUAUACUUGUAUUUUAGUGAAAAUGACCUUUUCAGAAAUAUAGAUAAUUAAAUGAAUAUUAAUCUGUAUGUGUGCUUUAUACAUUGUCCUAAUUCUCAGUUUUUAUUACUUUCCUAUGACUCCCGACAAAUUUUACUUUUCUGAUCCCAAUAUAUAUAGCACUUUAUGGUUUGAUCCUAGUAUCCAUCUUUAUAAUUCCUCUCAUGGUAAUCUAACCUGAAAUAGUGGCUCUGACAUCUACACGUGAAGUGUUUGCAGGGCAGUAGCCUUGUGAUUUUUAAAAUGUACACUGGGUAAUGAGUGGUUAAAUUGCUAUGAUCACUAGAUCCUCCUUUAACAUUCCCUGAGGCAAGAAUACAUGGAGAGCUCUGUACUUCAGGUUCAAUAUUUAAACAUCAUGAAUCAAGCAUAGAAGCUAUUAUAGUCUAUCCUCCUAUUGAUAAAUAUAGCUGGAAGGGCAGAGUGACAUUUAAAAUGCCCACAUUCCAAACAGUUCUGUUCCAGGACACAAUGGCACAGGAAGACCUGAGCCGUGGCUCAUCCCCUUCUCUUCCCACCUUUCUCCUGGGAGGGAUCUUGAGUGUGAAUUUGAGUACAGCCCAGUUGGCACAUCCCAACUUCAUCCAUGUACCCCUCAUUACGCUACAAACAGCACCCCUUGGCUUUAGGCCUGGGAAAGAGGACCACAUGAGGCCUAGAAGCAGAAACAGGGUCACUUGGGCAGGAAUUUUGGGGUCUGUACGUGGGUACCAAGAGCUUGUUCUAGAAUGAGGCAGACUCACAGUGGGGAGGAAGGUGGUUGGAGGAAGGCCAGAGCAGGGUCCUCUAAAAGUGGGGACCUAAUGAAGGGCUUCCUGACCAAAGACUAAAGUCAAUAGGUACUGAGUACUAUUGAACACUCUUUGGGUCAACUAAUUUCCAGUUUUGCUCUGUUACUGUCUCUGGUUAUUUUAGAAUGCUUUGCGGACAUGUUGGAAAUAGACUCUUCUUUCAAAAAUUAAAGAUUUAAAUAAAGGUUUUCAAGACAUUUAAGACUUACUUGGCUUUCUCUCUGCACAGCACUAAAUAAUCACAUUUUUAUAUAUCGAAGUCCACAGAUGUUAAGGGGUUACAGUUUCUGUUUAGAAACGUGAUUUUAUGAAGAACAUUUUAAUCUUGUUUCAUCUGUUAUCAGAAUAGGAUGCAAAAUGACUUCCAUGUUUCUAGAACAAUUAUGGCAUAGUUGAGUUAGUAUAACCUUGAAAACAUGUUGUUUUGUUUCUUCCUUUGUGAAAUGUCAAAAGGCUAUGUUUUCUACCUACAUUGCAUGCCAGUCUCUUCUGUACCUUCCAAAUUUUUCAUAUGGUGCAGAGUUGAACUUCGUCUAAUGAGCUAGAGCUCAAUUCUUACACAUUUGGAAGGACAUGAAAUGUAGGCAUGUGAGAUUGUGUUGUGAGCAAACAUAAUUAUUUCUUUACGAUAUAGAAGAUCAAAGCCUAACUAUUAUAAUUGGCCUUUACUAAUGUCUAGUAAUAACUAAUUAACCGAAUACUGACUGAAUUCAUUUCCUAGGGCUACUGUAACAAAGCACCAAAAACUAGAUGGUUUAAAACAGCAGAAAUUUAUCCUCUCACACUCUGGAGGCUAGAAUUCUGAAAUCCAGGUGUUGGCAGGUCAUGCUCCCUCCAGAGCCUCUAGAGAAGUCUCCUUCCUUGCCUCUUCCUGCUUCUAGUAGCCCCAGAUAUUCCUUGGCUUGUGGCAGCAUAACUCCAAUCUCUGCCUCACUCUUCACUUGGCCAUCUUCUCUCGUCUGUGUCUGUGUCCAAAUAUUCAUCUUCUUAUAAGGACUCCAGUCAUAUUGGAUGAGGCUAAUCUAGUAUAAUCUCAUAUUAACCCGAUUAUAUGGGCAAAGUCCAAUUUCCAAAUAAGGUCACAUCCACAGGUACCAGGGGUUAAGACAUACACAUAUCUUUUGGGGGGGACACAAUUCAACCCAUAACACUAACCCUGUGCCAGAAACUAUUUUAGGCACUGUAUAUAUUUAUAUAUUAUCUCAUCAAAACCUUUUAUAGCAACUCUAUGAAGUGAGUACUAUUGUUGUUCCUGUUUUAAAAUUGUGGAAGCCAAGGAACAAAGAGAUCAUGUCACUUGUCCAAGUCCACAUAGCUGGUUAUUGGCUAGGACAUAGACAAGCUGGGCAGUCUACCUCCAAAGCCCACACUGUAACCACCAAGCAAUAUGGACAAGCCCAGGCUACAUAUUAAAAUAUAAUAGUGUCGGGGCGCCUGGGUGGCUCAGUCGUUAAGCGUCUGCCUUCGGCUCAGGUCAUGAUCCCAGGGUCCUGGGAUCGAGCCCCGCAUCGGGCUCCCCGCUCUGCGGGAAGCCUGCUUCUCCCUCUCCCACUGCCCCUGCUUGUGUUCCCUCUCUUGCUGUGUCUCUCUCUGUCAAAUAAAUAAAUAAAAUCUUUAAAAAUAUAUAUAUAAUAGUGUCAUCAUUUGGAUGUAUUUUAUUUAAAUAAAUUCUAAUGGCCCUCUCCUGAAAGCCAGAAUCUUUAUUUCUCAGUUUGCAUCUUUUUAUAAUUGUCUUUAUAACUGAACAUUACAGAUCAUUUUAGUUUGGUAAAAUGGCUGGCUUAGUUGGAUUUUUUUCAGUAGUAUGAAGAGAUGUAGGAGUCAGUAUAAAUAGUAGAAGUUACUUAAGAGAUGUAAGAAACAGAAGAAACUUAGAGACUAUACUUGUGUGAUUUUCAAUACAGAUGGAUAAAAUAUUAAGAAUAUUUUUCUUUUAUAAAAUACAUUACUUAUCUCACCAGCAGUUAAUAAAAAUAUUAAUCAAAAUUUAGAGACAGAUAGUUUUAUGUCUAUUUCUGGAUUUAUAGAGAAGAAUUGCAGGAGAAAUGCAUCCUCACCUUAUAAUGCUGUAAAGGUCGGCUUAUUGGUAAACUAAGUGAUUUUGCUAAGGGAAUAUUAAAUAAAGUGUAAAUGUAUAUUUAUAUGUCCAGGACCAUAUGAAAAUAUAGGUGGUAAAUAUAUUCCUAUGCAGACAUCAAUUUAUAAGCAAAGACUAAACAUUCUGAUUAACAUUCUACAUAGAUAGAUAUAGGUAGGUAGGUGGAUAGAUAGAGCCUAGAUGAGAAAAAUGCACACAAUAAGGCUAGACUAGUCACAAUUCCAUUAGGUGAAUAAAAUUGCACUAUUUCUCUUAAAUGGAAAAUAAAAAUCUGUUGGGAAAUGAGGUUUCUAUUGGAUAUUGCAUCCCAACUGGGAAGAAUGUUUACUUACGUACGUUUCUGUACUGUUGAUGCGUGAGCAUACCCGUUCUGAGGUGAGUGGGCAUGUGGAGCGGAGAGUCCCCUUCGAACCUGUCUGCUGCACUGGUGCACCCUCCGCUCAUAGAGGACUCUAGCUUCGGCCGAUCCCUGAUGUAGAGGCAGACAUGGACUCUGCCACCAAGAUCUCUGGGUCCUAUUCGGAUCACUUCAGCGUCACAGUACUUAACGUGCACUCUUGUGAACAUAAAGGGAUAGAGUGUAACGCAUACCAUUAAUAAAUAAUAAGGCACACAAUUAGUGAGUGGAAUUCUUUACCAACCAAUAAGGCAAAGCAGAUUGUGUCUAGCACUGUGAGAACCCACGAUUCCCUGGUGGCGUUUCUCUUGCCCUGCCAUUCAAACCAUGGAGACAAGUCUGAUGACAGACGUCUCUUCCCACACUCACUGCUUGGGGACGCCCCGCCUUCCCUUCAAGAAACUGAAGACCUGUUUUUUUCUUUUGUUCACAUUUCCAUUCUGCCAUGGAUCCUCUCGUGGGUCACACCCUCUCUCCGUCUAAAACAUGGGGAUAAUGACCCUCACCUCUAUACCUAUUUCACAAGAGUGCUAUAAAAACUACAAAGGAAUUAAUUUUUCUUAAAGUUUUAAGAUAUCUAGGGGUAGGUAUCAUAAAUGGAUUAAAUCUAAAGUCCAGUGGAUUAUGGUUCUGGGUCCAAAUUUAUGCUCUUACCAUAUUAGGUAUCUUUUUAGUGUAAUGGCCACCAUUCUUAGAAGAGUAUUUUUUUUAAGCCUGGAAGGAAACUGUUAGUUUAAAUGUUUGUUUAUUCGAAAUACCAAAUUCAGGGCGGCAAGAAUAAAACAUUUAACAUAUUCUCAAUUGUUAUCAUGAAUGGGAAAAUACCUUAUUUCUUGAAAUUUAUAUGUAUUUUUUCAGUCACCAUGAGUAGCUCUCUUCAAUUGUGUCUUCCCUGUAGUGCUCAUCUGUGGUAUUCUAUCUUAGUCCUACUGAAAUAUACCAUGUCUUUCACAUUGGCCUUCAUGGUACAUGAACACAUCUUAAGCACUGCGAUCUUUUCUAUCACUUUGAUGAUAAUGUACCCUUCACCAUACUUAAAGUAGUUUAUGUGGCAGUUAUCUUCCCAUGGGCUAAGUACCAAACCUAAUAGUAACAUAUAUGACUUACUUUCCUAAGCAAAUGCCUGAGCCACCAAAAUGCCAGCAAAGAUGAGAAGUAGUACAGAAUAUUCCUCUUCAGGCAUGAGUAGAACUAGGCCACAGCUGAUUUCACAAAGUGGUAAGCAUAUGUCAAUGCUUAAAAUAAUAACCCUCCAUUUCCCGCCUCUUGAUUUUUCAGUGUAAACUUGUGGAAGCUCAUGAUUAAAAUAUUUCUUUUUUUUUUUUUGCCAGCCUCAAAGUUUAUAUUAGCCCCGAGCCAGAAGAAAUGAAUUUUUAAUUUUUAAUCUGAAACAUUUUCCUUC
Molecule: messenger RNA, 6323 nt
Organism: Mirounga angustirostris (Northern elephant seal)
Lineage: Eukaryota; Metazoa; Chordata; Mammalia; Carnivora; Phocidae
Gene: TNIP3
Product: TNFAIP3 interacting protein 3
Exons: 11
Coding region: 77-1126 (349 amino acids)
Biological process (GO): cellular response to lipopolysaccharide; regulation of transcription by RNA polymerase II
Source: RefSeq, a predicted model, not a curated record